This is a messenger RNA of Styela clava, 904 nucleotides long. The record is from RefSeq and is a predicted model, not a curated record. NCBI's taxonomy places the organism in Eukaryota, Metazoa, Chordata, Ascidiacea, Stolidobranchia, Styelidae.
AAGAGCACUGAAGGAAAUUAAAAAGAACACAUUAACAGAGAAGAAGAAAUCUCGCAAAUUGAAAUCCAAGCGAACAAUGUACAAUGCUUCACAAAAUGCUGCUUUUGAUAAACAUGAUAUUGCUGUUUAUGAAGAGGUUGCCUGCAUUCCACCUUUCUCACGAAAAAUGCUUGUACUUUUGAUACAAAGUCGAACAGUCGCUGAUGGAAUUACUCAAACUAUUGUGGAAAGCAAUCCAGAUAUUUAUGGAAAAUCAGAGAAAACUAUUGAGCCUCCAACUACAAAUGGGUCCAGUUCUUCAACUACGUUACACAGUGAGCAAUCUGAAAGUUUCUAUAAUCCUCAGUUAACGGCUGCGAGAGAGAUUUUAAAGGAAGGGAAAACGUGUGUCAUGACUGCAACACCACAGUGUCUCAAGUUGUUGAGGACAUCUGAGUUUAUGCCAUUUGUUGUAUUUUUAAAAUCAAAUGAAGAUCUUGAGUCUCCUCCUGAAGAGAAUAUAUUCAAUCAUUCCAAUGAAGACAUUGAAAGGCAUUAUUCCAGAUAUAUCGACACCACAUUGGAUAUGGCUCCAACUAACCAACUGUCAGAAGAAAUCAUUGAAAAAUUGGGCCAGCUUAAAACUAAGCAUCAGUGGGUGCCUACAAGCUGGGUUUACUAAAUUAGGACGAAAAAUGUUUACUUUAUUAUAGGCCAAUGGUCGCCAAACUUUAUAUACUACUGUGCCUAAUAUGCGCCUUGACGUUUGCAUGUGGGCACAAUAAUUUCUGUCUAUAAACACCACCAUUUUAUUAAACUGCAAAUUAUGACGCACCGUAAUUCAAUUUUCUACGGCAAUUUCCAGGGCAGUUGCAGGGAAUUUUCAAGUUAGACCGUAUCAGCUAGGCUGUAUGACUGGAGGUCG